AUGGCACAGGCUCUCUAUGAUUUCAUCAGCUCAGUGAGAAUGGCAGACUCGAUAGAGCAAGAGAAAUUCUUAAUUGCAACAGAACAAGCACAAAUUCGUGCUUCUAUUCGCAAAUGCGAUCCAGAUUCGAGGCCGGUCAUCGUUUCUAAGCUUAUUUUCUUAGAUAUAAUGGGUGAAAACCCUACGUGGGGCCAAGUUGAAAUCAUUAACUUGAUGAGUGACGAAAGAUUUUCUUACAAAAGAAUUGGUUACAUCGGAGCUCAAAUAUUACUUGACGAAAGCGGUGAAUUAUCAGUACUUGUUACUCAGACAUUACUCAAAGAUCUUACAAAUCCAAAUCCGUACAUUCAAUGCCUUGCUUUAACCUACAUUUCAAAUCUUGGCUCAGAAGAAAUUUGCCGUUCUGUGGUAACUGAAACCGAAAAAUUGCUGAGAUCGCCAAACAGAGAUGUCCAGAAGAGAGCUGGUAUGGCAAUGGUUCGAGUUUGUACUAAAAAUCCUGAAUUAUGUGAUACAUUCAAAAAUUCCGUUCAAGCUUUACUUAAUAACGGCGACCAUGGCGUUGUCAUCUCAGGCAUGAACUUAGUUAUUGCUAUGAUCAAAGCAGAACCAAAAUUAGCAAAAUCUUGGGCUUCUUUCCAUGUUCCAUUCACAAAAAUCCUCAGAAACCUCGUAGAAUCCAGACCAAAGCGAGAAUACUCAUCAGGAAUCUACAAUGACCCAUUUAUGCAGAUAAAAGCGAUGCAAGCACUUUCAUUACUUCAUAAAAGGUCAGAAGACCUUGAAACCAUACUCCAAUCGAUCAUAUCUUCUACGGAAUCAAGGAAAAAUACAGGCAGAGCCAUUCUUUAUCAAGCUGUUGAAACAAUUGUUUCAAUUUCAAAGAAAUCAUCAUUAAAAGGCCUCGCUUUCAAUCAAGUUGGUCGUUUAUUAUCAAUACGUGAUCCAAACAUCCUUUAUUCUGCUUUAUCUGCCUUUGCAAGGAUUUUAUACAACGAUGAAAUGGUUAUUCAACGCGGAUCAGCAGAUUCAAUGGCUCUACAACGAUACAAGACACAAAUUAUCAAUUGUUUGGACCACAAAGACCCUUCAAUUCGAAGACGCGCAUUAGACGUCAUUUCUGCGUUAAUUGAUGAGAAGAACGUGGAGACAUUGAUACCAGAAAUCCUUGGAUUCGUAAAAUACGCAGAUGCAGAGUUCAGAACUGAGUUAAUUUCGAAGAUAUUUUUGGCCACACAGAGAUUCGCUCCAAAUGUCGAAUGGAACUUCGAUACAGUACACCAGAUCCUUAUUGAUAGCGGAAACUACGUUUCUUCAGAUAUAAUUAGCUCAUUUUGCGAAUUAAUCACAAAAACUCCGCAGUUGCAAGUACAUGCAGUCAAUAAACUAUCAGAUUCAUUAAUACACUUCUCAGACAACCAAGCUCUCAGCCAAGUGGCCGCUUUCGCCAUUGGAGAAUUUUGUAUUUCGGAAAAUCAUCAUGAUAAAGUCACUUCUCUUCGCCAAAUCCUUCGUAUUCCGCAGACAACAGUUGAAACAAAGCUGUAUAUCAUGAUGGCGCUCGCAAAACUUGCUGCAAGAUUCGGAGAUGAAAGAAAUGAAGUAAUAGAAAUCCUCAAAGAGCAACUUUCAUCGAACCACCUUGAAGUCCAGCAACGCGCAGGUGAACUCGCUAAGCUGCUUUCCCUCGGACCAAUCUGCGAACAACUUUUAGCUCCAAUUGCAACAAUCGGAGACAGCGAAAUCGACGAAAAGUCAGUCAGCAUCGAUACAUCUGCCAAAGAUGAUGUUGACCUCCUCGAUCUCCUAUCAAACUCCGCUCCGGCCCCUCAAAAACAACAAGAUCUAUUGGAUUUGCUAGGAAUUUCAAAUAAACCGCCAAAUCCCUCUCAAAAUAUUCCAUCAAAUCCAAACCAAGUAAUUAAUCAGAAUAUGAAUCCAGUAUCCAAUGCAAAUGCAGUUCCUCAGCAAACACAGCCUGUAAGAAAUGCAUUUGAACUUGGUCGGAUACAUGAUGUUGUUUUCUACGGCCAAACUAUGAUAAACCAGAAGGAUAAGAGGCAGACAGCGCUCCAGAUCAUCUCUGUCUCUAGUUGCGACAAAGAUUUGAAUAAUUUCCAGAUAAAUCUCAAACCAGCCAACGCUUGGCAGGUCAAAUCAACACCUCCGUCAGCGAAUGUCUUGAGAAGAACUUCUCCUCCUGUUACUCAGACAUUUUACCUCUUCAAUCCGAACGGAUCUCAACCUUCUAUAGAAGCUGUUGUAACUUACGUGUUCGGAUCAAUGCCAGUCACUGAGAAGUUUGUAAUAAGUAGACUUCAGUAA
Trichomonas vaginalis G3 is the source of this 2325-nucleotide messenger RNA. Its product is annotated as intracellular protein transport. Gene Ontology annotation, biological process: intracellular protein transport; Golgi to vacuole transport; receptor-mediated endocytosis. NCBI's taxonomy places the organism in Eukaryota, Parabasalia, Trichomonadida, Trichomonadidae. Bases 1 to 2325 code for a protein of 774 amino acids. The transcript has a single exon. The record is from RefSeq and is a predicted model, not a curated record. Gene Ontology annotation, molecular function: clathrin-cargo adaptor activity. Gene Ontology annotation, cellular component: AP-1 adaptor complex; membrane coat; Golgi apparatus.